UUUCUCUCGUCUAACUAUUUCUCCUCAUCUUUUCCUCCGUAUAAUGCCCUCCUCUUUCUAUUUCCAGUACAUGACCUUAAUCUCCAACAAAUUAAGCAUAUUAUAGAUCAAUUUCUGGUGAGGUUUUGGGAGUCUUCCAUGGAAGCCAACCAGCUUGAAGACUCGAAGAGUUCGAGUGAAGAGACUGAUCGAUCAGAGCAAAGCAACGAUGAUAUGGGCACUGGCCUUUCCUACGAGUGUGUGUUUUGCAAGAGAGGGUUCACCACUGCACAAGCCUUAGGGGGGCACAUGAAUAUCCACAGGAAAGAUAGAGCCAAGAGCAGGCCUAGUUCAGUUCCUAUAGUUUCAGGCAAAGUUGAUGAUGAGAAUUACGCAAGCCCUAGCUCCUAUUCCUAUCAGCCAAUCCAAAGCUAUCUGCCACAUUAUUCCAUAGCUCCUGAGGAACAUGUAAGUUAUCAAGCUUUUUUCCCAGCUUCAGGUUGGGGUUUUAGACCCCCCCACACACACAACAGUGAUGAAUUGUUUGCAGACAAUUCACAGAAUCUGAAUCCGUUUGGCGAUGAGGAUUGGCCUAGGAAUCUUAGCUUGCGAACCGGUCCAUCCCAUUCCCAUGUAGAUGAUCAUGAAAACAAGAAGACAGAUAUUGGAAGUAGUCAAGAAGAUAAAUUAGACUUGGAGCUACGAUUAGGUCAUGAUCCAUAGUAUACGAUUUAGAU
Messenger RNA from Durio zibethinus, 716 nucleotides. RefSeq lists its product as uncharacterized. The record is from RefSeq and is a predicted model, not a curated record. Lineage: Eukaryota; Viridiplantae; Streptophyta; Magnoliopsida; Malvales; Malvaceae.